AUGACCAUAUCCACCAUUAGCUCAAUCUACCAGCCGGUGGAUGUCUCAUUGAGUCAAGAUGCAGCGUCAGGAAUUAAGGCGACUAUCGCCAAUAACGGCGCGGAAACUCUAAGCCUUCUAGGUUUUGAUAAUCUUCUCGAUGACGAUGGAUAUGUCGAAAAGCUGAUGGUAUUCUCUGGUGAUGUCAAAGUCGACUUCAACGGUUACCAUCUCUAUCCAGCGAUAGACAGAUUGAGAAUGAGCGAUUUCACUUCUCUGUAUCCCGGGGAGACUAUAGAGAUUACCAUUGAUCCAGCAGAAGUGCAUGACUUGAGCAUUGGAGGCAAUUACACCGUCUUCACCAAAGGCCUUUUCCUUCUCGGCACCCCAGACUCAACUUCGCUCAGCGGCGCAAGUGUUCCGUAUAGCAGCAACAAGCUUGCAAUCGAAAUCAACGGUACUCGAGCGGCUCAAAGUUUUCGCGACUUCGCAAGUCAAUCGUCAGAAAGAGCAUCAAUGAUCGACUGCUCUGAUCCCGAACAAUCCGCCAAAUUCACCAACAUAACCAUAAAAGAAGCAUCGCUGUUAGCCAGUCAUGCUGCGAGCGCAGCACGCUCAGGCCCAGCCGAUCAAUUCGAAUUCUUCUUCAAAACGACCAACACAACCGCCCGUGAACAUGUAGCCGCACGUUUCGACGCCAUGGCCUCAGCCGUUUUGACCAUCGGCACCACACCCUAUCUGCACUGCGUUGAGCCCUAUGGUAUGAACUACUGCACCAACAGGUCGUCCAUCGCAGCGUAUGCAACAAAUCCUGGCGGCAACUUGUUCUUCUGUCCCGUGUUUUACGACUAUCCUGUGAUGCCAGAUACUUGUCGGGGUUAUGAUUCACGUGCAGGGAUUUUGCUACAUGAAAUGAGCCAUAAUGAGGAAAUAUAUAAGCCGGCGACGGGUGAUUAUGCAUACGGACCGAACGGUUCGCUGGCAUUGCCAAGUGAUCAGGCGCUGUUGAAUGCGGAUUCUUUUUUGGCGUAUGCAUUUGGUGUAAAGUAUGGAUGUUAUUUGGACUGACGGCUCUAAGACAUGAAUGGUCAAGAGGCUUCAGUGGGUGAUGUUUUUAGUCCGACCUUGUCGAUUUGAACUAUUUGGUCGAAAGCGCAUUCAGACUAGUUAUUGGAGUAUCAGCAGGAAGUGAAACUGAAAAAAUAUACCGAGCGGAAAUAUUCGCCAUGUUCAUGGCGAGUAUAUGUUCCGCUAGAAAUCUUCUUACCGGAGAUGAAGUGAACUCAUCGAUAGCUAACACAUGAC
Pseudovirgaria hyperparasitica is the source of this 1284-nucleotide messenger RNA. RefSeq lists its product as uncharacterized. Gene Ontology annotation, molecular function: metalloendopeptidase activity. The record is from RefSeq and is a predicted model, not a curated record. The transcript is spliced from 2 exons. Gene Ontology annotation, biological process: proteolysis. Lineage: Eukaryota; Fungi; Ascomycota; Dothideomycetes; Acrospermales; Acrospermaceae. Bases 1 to 1047 code for a protein of 348 amino acids.